CGUGAAGAUCACGAGAUGGCUGACUGCAGCACCUGCAUCAAUAGAAUCCUUUAAGCCCUGGCCGAAUGACUCAAUCCUCUCCCAGAAUUUCCGACUCGUUUUCCCAACCCACUCUUUGCUCGGGGAAACAAACUGAGCUCGCCGUGAAGCGAAUAUCAUAAUAGGGGGUUUACAGCUUUGACCAAAUCGUGAACAACAAGCACGAAACCUUAACGAGAACAAAAUAGAACACACCUGUCGAUACUAAAAUCUAACCAAACACUAUCAAGAUGAAUCCAGUUAAUGCCAAGCCUUACGAGCUUCCAGCUGAUGCAACCUGGUUGAUUACCGGCUGCUCAUCUGGAAUCGGCCGCGCCAUCUCGGAAUUAGUCGCCAGCAAACCCAAUCAGCGUUUGAUUGCCACAGCUCGCAACCCAUCCGAUCUCGCUUACCUUCCCGACUCCAAUCCUAAUAUCCUUAAACUCGCUCUCGACGUAACCUCUGCUAAGUCAAUUAAUGAAGCAUUUGCUGCUGUUUCUAAGCAUUUCGGUGACUCUUUCCAUCUUGACAUUGUUAUCAAUAAUGCUGGCUACUCCCUUUCUGGAGACACCGAAUCGGCGACUGAGGAAGAAGCUCAUUUAGAAGUCGAAACUUUAUUUUUUGGCACCGCCAGAGUCACGAUGAAAGCUGUUGAGGUUAUGCGCCAGCAUAAAGAACAUCGUGGAGGAGUCAUUUACCAGAUUUCUUCUCUAGCGGGAUUGUGUUCAUUUCCCGGUAAUGCUUAUUACCACGCUGGUAAAUAUGCAGUGGAAGGUUGGACUGAAUCUGUUGCGCGAGAAAUGCAUCCUGAUUGGAAUAUUAAUUUUUGUAUAAUCGAGCCAUCUGGUGUGAAAACCAACUUUGAAGGCCACAGCAAAGCCCACACUGCACCUCAUCCCGCCUAUUCUGCUCCCGAUAUGCCUGCCCGUAUACUCGAGAAAUGGGUAAACAUGGGUAUCAAGAGCGGUGUUGGUAUGCUCGACCCCAAUGGUAUAGCACAAACUAUCUAUGAGAUAGCUAGUCGUGGAGAGAAAGUACCACUUCGACUUCCUUUGGGUCCAACGGCGUGGAAGUUGAUUAGACAGAAAUAUGAGGGGUUUUUGGGAGAGUUGGAUGCGGUUAAGGAUGUCAGUUUUAUGGGGAAAGAUACUUGACUUCAGGUCGUGAAACUUUCCGAAGUGCGGAAAAGAUUUCUCAUGGGAUCACCGGAAGAUGGGAUAGAUAGAGUGGAAGGUCUUGUAAUUGAAAGAGAUUCAACAUCUCUUCAAUGCCGAGGCUUUUUCGUAAAAACAUUGAUCCGUUCCGAACUUUUUUUGACAAUUCAUCAACUUCACAAGUUAGGAUGCUCAAUCAAAAUACA
Molecule: messenger RNA, 1378 nt
Organism: Botrytis deweyae
Lineage: Eukaryota; Fungi; Ascomycota; Leotiomycetes; Helotiales; Sclerotiniaceae
Exons: 4
Coding region: 270-1172 (300 amino acids)
Source: RefSeq, a predicted model, not a curated record